Emiliania huxleyi CCMP1516 is the source of this 407-nucleotide messenger RNA. RefSeq lists its product as hypothetical. The transcript has a single exon. The record is from RefSeq and is a predicted model, not a curated record. The annotation marks the transcript as partial. Lineage: Eukaryota; Haptophyta; Isochrysidales; Noelaerhabdaceae.
AUGCAAGGCAAGCGCGGAGCGUUUGUCGGGAGAGACAUCGUUCCAUGCUGGAUUGCGGACAUGGAUUUCGAGGCGCCCCGUCCCGUCGUGGACGCGGUGGUGGCGCGGGCAAAGCACGGCAUCUACGGAUAUACGGACGCGUCUGCGGAGCUUGAGGACUUGACCCUUCGAAGGCUCAAGACGCUCUACGGCAGCACCGAGACGCCCGAUCGCUCAUGGCUGCGCUGGCUCCCCGGGCUGCUGCCGGGCUUGCACCAUGCCGUGCGCGCAGCCUGCCAGUCCCGCGAGGACCGCGUCGUCUUGCUCACGCCGCUGUACCCGCCGUUCCUCGCUGCCGUCGAGCGCAACGGCGCCACCCUUGUUCAGAUCCCGCUCAUCGACUCAGGCGCAUCGUCUAUCGAGAUUCG